Messenger RNA from Cynocephalus volans (Philippine flying lemur), 5011 nucleotides. RefSeq names its product SH3 domain binding protein 4 (gene SH3BP4). Gene Ontology annotation, molecular function: protein binding. The coding region runs from base 297 to 3188 and encodes 963 amino acids. The record is from RefSeq and is a predicted model, not a curated record. Gene Ontology annotation, cellular component: cytoplasm. The transcript has 5 exons. Lineage: Eukaryota; Metazoa; Chordata; Mammalia; Dermoptera; Cynocephalidae.
ACCCUCAGCCGGCCGAGGCGGGGGCCCAGCGCUCCGGGCUCCGUCUGCCGUCUCGGCACCUCCCCGCCGCGGUGGUUCCGCGGAGCCGCGCGCGCCCCGGGCCUGGCCGAGCCGCCGGCCGACGAGGAGAGCCGCGGGAGCCCGCGGGGACGCCAUGCGAGCCAGGAAGAAGCACACUGCCAAGCGGACGCCGGUGUGCAGCGUGGUCGCUUGAGACGGAAGCCUCGGCGUCUGCUAGAGUCACUGGAGGAAGGAACAUGCAGCCCUAGCUGCUCUCCCAGGAAGAGAGUCUCAGAAUGGCAGCUCAGCGGAUCCGAGCUGCCACCUCCAGUGGGCUCCCUCGGUGCAAGUCCGAGGGGACCUUGAUCGACCUGAGUGAAGGGUUUUCAGAGACGAGCUUUAAUGACGUAAAAGUGCCUUCUCCCAGUGCCUUGCUCGUUGACAGCCCCACACCUUUUGGAAACGCAAAGGAAGUGAUCGCAAUCAAGGACUAUUGCCCAACCAACUUCACCACUCUGAAGUUCUCCAAGGGCGACCACCUCUACGUCUUGGACACAUCGGGUGGUGAGUGGUGGUACGCACACAACACCACCGAAAUAGGCUACAUCCCUUCCUCCUACGUGCAGCCCUUAAACUACCGGAACUCAACAUUAAGUGACAGCGGUAUGAUUGACAAUCUCCCAGACAGCCCAGACGAAGUGGCCAAGGAGUUAGACCUGCUCGGGGGAUGGACAGAUGACAAGAGAGGAUCGGGCAAAACCUAUAGUAAUAACCCUUUCUGGAGUGGGGUCCAGACAAAUCCAUUUCUGAAUGGGAAUGUGACCGUGAUGCCCAGCUUGGAUGAGCUGAAUCCCAAAAGUACUGUGGAUUUGCUGCUUUUUGACACCGGCACAUCCUCGUUUACUGAAUCCAGCUCAGCGACCACAAAUAGCACCGGCAACAUCUUCGAUGAGCUUCCGGCCACCAGUGGACUCCAUGCAGAGCCUCCGGUCAAGCGGGACAACCCCUUCUUCAGGAGCAAGCGCUCCUACAGUCUGUCAGAACUCUCUGUCCUCCAAGCCAAGUCCGAUGCUCCCACGUCAUCGAGUUUUUUCACGGGCUUGAAGUCCCCCGCCCCCGAGCAGUUUCAGAGCCGGGAGGAUUUUCGAACUGCAUGGCUGAACCACCGGAAGCUGGCCCGGUCUUGCCAUGACUUGGACUUGCUUGGCCAAAGUCCCGGUUGGGGCCAGACCCAAGCUGUGGAGACAAACAUCGUGUGCAAGCUGGAUAGCUCUGGGGGUGCUGUGCAGCUUCCGGACACCAGCAUCAGCAUCCAUGUGCCCGAGGGCCACGUGGCCCCUGGGGAAACACAGCAGAUCUCCAUGAAGGCCCUGCUGGACCCUCCGCUGGAACUCAACAGUGACAAGUCCAGCAGCAUCAGCCCCGUGUUAGAAGUCAAGCUCAGCAACCUGGAAGUGAAAACCUUUAUCAUGUUGGAGAUGAAAGUUUCAGCUGAGGUGAAAAAUGAUAUUUUUAGCAAAAGCACAGUGGGCCUCCAGUGCCUGAGGAGCGACUCAAAGGAAGGGCCAUAUGUCUCCAUCCCGCUCACCUACAGCUAUGGGGACACGGUCCAGGUGCAGCUGGACAACCUAGAGCCCUGCAUGUACCUGGCUAUUGUUGCCCAUGGCCCGAACAUCCUCUAUCCUUCCACCGUAUGGGACUUCAUCAAUAAAAAAGUCACCGUGGGUCUCUAUGGUCCCAAACACAUCCACCCAUCCUUCAAGACAGUGGUGACCAUUUUUGGGCAUGAUUGUGCCCCAAAGACUCUCCUGGUCAGCGAGGUCACCCGCCAGACCCCCAGCCCUGCCCCAGUGGCCUUGCAACUGUGGGGUAAGCAUCAGUUCAUUUUGUCUAGGCCCCAGGACCUCAAAGUCUGCAUGUUUUCCAACAUGACCAAUUACGAGGUCCGAGCCAGCGAGCAAGCCAAGGUCGUGAGAGGCUUCCAGAUGAAGCUGGGCAAGGUGAGCCGCCUGAUCUUCCCCAUCAUCUCCCACAACCCUGGCGAGCUCUCCGACUUCACGCUCAGGGUGCAGGUGAAGGACGACCAGGAGGCCAUCCUGACCCAGUUUUGCGUGCAGACUCCUCAGCCACCCCCCAAGAGCGCCAUCAAGCCGUCCGGGCAGAGGAGAUUUCUCAAAAAGAACGAAGUUGGGAAAAUCAUUCUGUCCCCCUUUGCCGCCACCACAAAGUACCCCACUUUCCAGGACCGCCCGGUGUCCAGCCUCAAGUUCGGCAAGUUGCUGAAGACCGUGGUGCGACAGAACAAGAACCACUACCUGCUGGAAUACAAGAAGGGCGACACGGUCGCGCUGCUCAGCGAAGAGCGCAUCCGGCUGAAGGGGCAGCUGUGGACCAAGGAGUGGUACAUCGGCUACUACCAGGGCAAGGUCGGCCUCGUGCAUGCCAAGAACGUGCUGGUGGUGGGGAAGGCCAGGCCCAGCCUGUUCUCGGGGCCCGAGCUGAGCACCUCGGUGCUGUUAGAGCAGAUUCUCAGGCCCUGCAAGUUCCUCACCUACAUCUACGCCUCGGUGAGGACCCUGCUCAUGGAGAACAUCAGCAGCUGGCGCUCCUUCGCCGACGCCCUGGGCUACGGGAACCUGCCACUCACCUCUUUCUGCCGCGCAGAGCUGGACAGUGAGCCCGAGCGGGUGGCGUCCGUUCUGGAAAAGCUGAAGGAGGACUGUAACAACAUGGAGAACAAAGACCGCAAGUCCUUCCAGAAGGAGCUCGUGAUGGCCUUGCUGAAAAUGGACUGCCAGGGCCUGGUGGUCAGACUCAUCCAGGACUUCGUGCUUCUGACCACGGCUGUCGAGGUGGCGCAGCGCUGGAGGGAGCUGGCCGAGAAGCUGGCCAAGGUCUCCAAGCAGCAGAUGGACGCAUAUGAGUCUCCCCACCGGGACAGGAAUGGGGUGGUGGACAGCGAGGCAAUGUGGAAGCCCGCAUAUGACUUCUUACUCACCUGGAGCCACCAGAUCGGGGACAGCUAUCGGGAUGUUAUCCAGGAGCUGCACACAGGCCUGGACAAGAUGAAAAACCCCAUCACCAAGCGCUGGAAGCACCUCACGGGGACUCUGAUCCUGGUGAACUCCCUGGACAUUCUCAGAGCAGCUGCCUUCAGCCCCGCAGACCACGACGACUUUGUGAUUUGAACAGGCUCCCUCCCACCUCCUGCGCUGUAGCAUGAGCCCACCACUUGCCCUGGGUGCCCGCGCCGUCACCACGGCACUGAGGAGGGUGGGACAGCUGCUCAGACAGAUCCAGGGUCUGCCAGCUGGACCCACACCCGAGGACCGGCACAUGUGAGGCUCAGUCAGUCCUUCCCCUCCAUCGAGGGGUAGGCUCGAAGGGAUUUUCUACUGCAGGUCGUUGCCAAUCAAAUAGCUUUCUAUUUGUUAACUACAAAUCUACAUUUAAAAUCACUUUUUUUAAUAAAUGGGGUGAGGGGCCAUAUGAGAAAAGUUGUACCUAAUUUUUUAAUGGAUCACAAAGGUUAAAAAAACCAAACAGUUAACAGGGGCAGAUGCUGUUGAGGUUUUCAUGUUGUAUAAAGACCUUUUUAAAUUAUGUUGCGAUGUAUAUAGGUAUUUAAAGGUCACGGGGGCAUUUCUGAUUCCCAGCCGUACUUUGCAUUUCAACAUUCAGCACGGAUAGAUGCUUGUCUGAGUGUUGGUCCUUUUUCACUCCCUAGUUGUAAAAAGGUAAAUCAAACAGGAAAAGUGGUUUUUCGGGAAGUGGGUACAGCUGGCGCCCACUCUUCCCGAGAAGGCCCAAGGUUCUGCUCCCCACAAGCCUCACACCAUACUACGUGCUCAUCCACAGGACAUGUGAGUGUCUCGUGAGCUUGAGUUGGCAGAGUUAAAUCCCACGGUAGCAAGUAGGUACCCAGUGAGGUGUUUCUGCCAACGCAGGAGAAGGCAGCUGGGAGUUGAUGUUCUUUAUGGCCCCUGCCUGUGGGCAGUCAGUCGUUCAAAAGGACAAGGUCACUUGUGUGAGGAGCUCCCCGUGGCUCGAGGAGGCCACUGUACUGCUUCUCCCGCGAGCAGAGGAAUGCUUCCUGCAGAGCUCACUGCCCUCUGCAGCAGAGGAAAACUGCACCACCGAGUCAGGCCCUCGUGGCCACUGACCCUGAGCCCAUCAUAGACACCGUGUUUGGCCUCACGAGUGUCUCCACCAGCUGCCCUUUGCCAAACUCUCAUUUCACUUUAUCUGAGAUUUAAUCCCUUCCUGGUGUACCUGUGUCCCCUCAGAAAUAGUGUAGGGAAAACUAUUUUGUAUUAUGUAAAGCUAAUCUGAGCAGGACGAACACUUUCUAAAAAUGAAAAUGUUUCCCACAUAAAAUCAGGAACGCAGCACAGGGUUGCAUGAAUAACCGUCAGGGUCAUUAAUCAGAGGUCCGGGGGAUCCGUGCGGUGUGCUGGGUUCAAUUCUGCAAUCACGUUGUAGUCGUGGCAGCUUGGGAGGGAGCAGGAGGCAGAACUGACCCCUGGCAAGUCUCAGAGUGAGGUGACCCCCAGCAAUGGGCCAGGACACACACUCUGUCCAAAGUGGUAUCAGGUCACAUGGCAUCCCUGAAUCUCAGUCUCUAAAACUGCUUUCUUGAAGCUAGUUAACUACUCAGUAUAAUCAGUGUAUAAUCCCUUAUGGGGCUGAAGCAUUGUUACAUAGCUACUGACUCAGGCACUGAAGACCAACAGAGCAAAGACGCAAACGCUGGAUAUUUUUUGCUGCAAGAACCGGGCACACGAUUCCAGCCAUCGCAUAAAAUAACCUGAAAUUCUGCUUCUCAACAGUUCGCCGUCAUCUUUCCCAGAGAUCAUCUCUCACCUUUUCCCCAAAGAAGAAACAAAACCAGUUGCACCUUAAACCAUGAAUAUUUUUCCUCAGGGGCUUUAAAUAGUUUCCUAUGCAACAUGACUUGUAGCACAAAUUAAAUUCUACAAAAGUUGCAGUAAACUUUAUUUGGAUAUUUUAA